This is a messenger RNA of Oryzias latipes (Japanese medaka), 5234 nucleotides long. RefSeq names its product hook microtubule-tethering protein 3 (gene hook3). Gene Ontology annotation, cellular component: centrosome; cytoplasm. Gene Ontology annotation, molecular function: microtubule binding; dynein light intermediate chain binding. Lineage: Eukaryota; Metazoa; Chordata; Actinopteri; Beloniformes; Adrianichthyidae. The record is from RefSeq and is a predicted model, not a curated record. Gene Ontology annotation, biological process: cytoskeleton-dependent intracellular transport; cytoplasmic microtubule organization.
GCUCCGCCCACCCAGCCCGCCUCCGGCAGACGCCGGCCUCGCCGACGGAUUUCCAGACACCCAACGAGUCAGAGGUCCGGGGAGUUUAUGAAGCUCACUGUUAAGUUCAGCCUCCCGUCGCCCAAAAAGUCAGCCUCCGAUAGAUAACAAUGAGCACACCCGAGUCGCUGGAUCGAAUGGAACUCUGUGAAAGCCUUUUAACGUGGAUCCAGACGUUUGAAGUUGAGGCUCCUUGUAAAAGGGUGGAGGACCUGACCAAUGGUGCCGUCAUGGCCCAAGUUCUUCAGAAAAUAGAUGGGGGGUAUUUUAGCGAUGCUUGGAUUAGCAGAAUCAAACCAGAGGUCGGGGACAACUGGAGAUUAAAGGUCAGCAAUCUUAAAAAAAUCUUAACAGGCAUUCUAGACUAUUACCAGGAGGUCCUGGGGCAGCAGAUUAAUGACUUCACACUGCCAGAUGUGAAUCUGAUUGGAGAACACUCCGAUGCAGCAGAACUUGGGAGAAUGUUACAACUUAUCUUAGGAUGUGCUGUUAACUGUGAGCAGAAACAAGAAUACAUUCAAACCAUCAUGGUAAUGGAGGAAUCAGUGCAGCAUGUUGUCAUGACAGCCAUCCAGGAGCUCAUGAGUAAAGAGACUCCGGUCACCACAGGAAAUGACUCUUACUUGGAUCUAGACAGACAGCUGAAAAAGACGGUCGAGGAGCUGAACGAUGUUUUGGCAACCAAAGAAGAGAUCGCCCAGAGGUGUCGAGAGCUCGACAUGCAGGCUCUCCUUGUCCAAGAAGAGCGUGAUAGACUGAGGUUAGAGUAUAAUGAGCUAGAAGAAAGGGUGGCCGCUCUGCAAGAGGAGAAGAGCAGCCUCUUAGCAGAAAACCAGGUCCUGAUGGAGAGACUUAACCAGUCCGACUCCAUCGAAGACGUCAACAGCCCCGCUGGACGCAGACACCUCCAGCUGCAGACACAGCUGGAGCAGCUCCAGGAGGAAACUUUCAGGUUGGAGGCCGCUAAAGACGAUUACAGGAUUCGCUGUGAGGAGCUUGAAAAAGAGCUUCUGGAUGUUAAAGCCCAGAACGAGGAGCUUACAUCUCUGGCCGAUGAAGCCCAGUCUCUGAAGGAUGAGAUGGACGUCCUCAGGCAUUCGUCUGACAAAGUGUCCAAACUGGAGGGAACGGUGGAACACUACAAGAAAAAGCUGGAAGACAUGGGGCUCCUUAGGAGACAGAUUAAGCUGAUGGAGGAGAAGAACACAGUACUAAUGCAAACCAACGUCAGCCUCGAAGAAGAGCUUCGAAAGGCCAAUGCCGCCAAGGGCCAGCUGGAGACCUACAAGAGACAGGUGGUGGAGCUGCAGAACAGACUGUCGGAAGAGUCUAAAAAAGCCGACAAGAUGGAGUUUGAGUACAAACGCGUGAAAGAGAAAGUGGAUUCUCUACAAAAGGAAAAGGAUCGCAUGAGAACUGAGAGGGACUCCCUUAAAGAGACGAUCGAGGAGCUGCGGUGUGUUCAAGCUCAAGAGGGGCAGCUCACAUCAGGUCUGUUCCCAUUGGUCAGCAAUACUGGUUCUGAUUCCCUGGCUGCUGAGAUCACCACUCCAGAGAUGCGAGAACACAUGAUCCGUCUUCAGCACGAGAACAAAAUGCUGAAGCUGGCUCAGGAGGGAUCCGACAACGAGAAGAUCGCGCUGCUGCAGAGUCUGCUGGAAGACGCCAACAGACGGAAAAAUGAGCUGGAAACGGAGAACCGGUUGAUCAAUCAGCGGCUGAUGGAGGAGCAGAGCCAAGUAGAAGAACUUCAGAAGACGGUUCAGGAACAGGGUUUAAAGGCGGAUGAUUCUUCUGUCCUGAAAAAGAGAAAUGAUGAGCACAUGGAAAAACUACGUGAACUAAACAACGAGUUACUGAAGAAAAACGCCUGUAUUGAUGAGAUGGAGUUGAAGUGCAAUUCCAGCUCUCAACGUGUGGACGAGCUGGAAGAGGCCUUGAAAAAGAAAGAUGACGAGAUGAAACAGAUGGAGGAAAGAUACAAGAAAUACCUCGAAAAAGCCAAGAGUGUGAUCCGGACACUUGAUCCUAAGCAGAACCAAGGUUCUGGCCCGGAAGUGCAGGCACUCAAAAACCAGCUACAGGAGAAGGAGAGGAUGUUGCAUUCACUGGAGAAAGAAAUGGACAAAACGAAAAGUCAGAGAGACCACGAGGAGAAGCUGAUCGUUUCUGCCUGGUACAACAUGGGCAUGAGCAUGCAGAAGAAGGCGGCUGAAGACAGACUAGCCAGCACCGGUUCUGGUCAGUCUUUCCUGGCCCGGCAGAGACAGGCCACCAGCACACGCCGCUCUUAUCCAGGCCACGUCCAGCCCACUACCGCAAGCAAUGUCACUGCAUGACCGACACCUCAGUGAUCUGCACAAGCCUGGUUUGGCUUAACCUUCCUGUGACUCACUGGGCUCUGGCCUUGCAUGAUCUGCCUGCCUACCUGCCUGUCUGCGUACUGUCUGCAUGAUCCCUGCAUUGCCUCAAGCCUUCAAGUAACCAGCAGCAGCACUAACCUCCUUCCUCUGCAGUGUUGUUUACAUUAACCCUGACCUAGCCUAAAGACGGAUGGGCGGCGCUGGGAGACCUCCCUCUUCCUCCCGACGGUUCCUCCGUCAGCAUUCGGGCUAGUAACCGCUCAUCCUAAAGCUCUCCAGUUACAGCCUCCCCUCUCACUCUCCAAGGAUUCGCUUGCUUGUUACAGCGAGGAGUUCUGUUACAUCCACAGGGAAGGGGAGGUUUCCGCGGCGACGUCUUGCCCUCCAUCAACCCCCGUCAUUUAACACGCUUUUUACGCAAGUAUUUGCGGUGGAUUUAGCUGUCAGCCGCAUUCAGACACUUCAGUGACACGUUUUCCACAAAUCAGCGUCAAUUCGGCCGGACGAACAAGUUACUGUAACUCUGAAAAACACGUCUGCUGACAGUCUUAAGUGUGUCAAACCUUUAUUUAUCUUCUGGCUAGAACAGCUUUAAUUAUUAUUAUUUUUUAAACCAAAUAUAUUGAUUUACAGAAGCUUUAGACGACCGGAGAGUUCGUGUGGUUUGACUGUUGGUUUGUGCGCAGUUUUGCAGUGGAAACAUUCAGCAGCAAAAACAAGUGUUUUAUGUGGACAGCAAUGUUACAAACGUGUUUUUAUUAUCACAUCAUAGAUUAAAAAAAACCCUCCUUAAGCCCACCAGUUUGCCUCAGAUAGCUUGUCUCUUUAAAAAUACAUAUUUUUUAAAGGUAAAAUGUGUUAAUGAAUCGAUUAAAAAUGUUUUGGAUGCAGUUCUUGAAUUUCCAGACGGAUGGUUUUGGUGGCAAAUUUAAGACAAAAAAACACUUUUUUUUUACUGAUAUAUAUUUUCUUUCUGUAUAGGAAGAAAACUAACACAAAUAAUCACAUUUUAAGUCAGGGGAUUGUAACACAAACGACUAUAAAUCAAAUAAAUAAUCCUAAAUUGUCCCUGCACUGUUAAAUUGAAUGACGACACUUAAUUUCUACGACCACAAAGUGCAAAGAAGGGAAAAGAAAUCCUCCCACUAGAACGUCACAUGGUAACAGUAAUGGAUUGGUAACAAUAAGGAUUUUAUUUGCUUUCAAAUAAAAAAGACAAAAUAAUCCAAAUUUAUAUUUGAAGUUUUAUGAUCUAGAAUAAUUUGGCUGUUUUUAAACAGCUUUGAGUAUUUCAGUUUUAUUGCCUGAAUGUGUUUUUGAAUGAGGCACAAAAACGGUGGAAAUGGCUUGAAUCUUUAAUAUGAGAGAGAUGAAAAAUCCUCCAAUGAAUUUCCUUUUUUUUACCAUUUUUAAAAAAUAAGUUCACCUUUUUAAUCGAUUCUGUGAAGUGAAUAACUAGAAGGCGGGCUUAAUGAGGGCUGGUCUUAACCCCAUUUUACUCUAUUUUUGUUUAUAUAACCUCACUUUAACUCCCGCCAUUCGUUUUUUCUCGAUGGCUUAUUUAUUCUUUCACCAUGUGUACAGCAGUGUUACUAUACUUUUUGUGUCAGUAGUAUUAUAUCAGCUAAAACUGUUACAAAAAGAUCAAAAUAACUUAUGCAACAAAUGGAGAAGCGUCGGUCUCAGAGUGCAAUGUUUAAGAGAUGAAUUUCUUUGUACAGAUUGUCAUAAAGAAUUCUUUUCAGCAGAAAAAGAAGGAUUUUAAUUCAUCAUUUGAAGUAUCCAUUAAUUAAAAGGUCAUUAUAUGUUGGGAUCAUCAAAAAAGCCCUUUGGUUCAAACUUGCUUUUAUUUUGAAGGGUUAUUGACGGAACAAAUUGGUCUUAAAAUAAAUAUAUUUUUUACAAAAAAAAACUUGGUAAAGGAAAGACUUUUUUUUUUUCCUUUUGUUUCCUCCUGUGUGUCUGCUCUGUAAAAGACCCUCCAUUGCCCUUCACGAGGUAUUUGAGUUUCCCAGAAUGCUCUUAACCGUCCUUCCUCCCAAGUUUGGUUAGUUACGAAUUCUGUUUUGUGAAGUGGAACUUAUCAAAGUUUUGCUGAACCUUCCUUCUGAGAUUAUAUUAUCAGGGAUGCAGAGAAGAAUGUUUUUCCUUUUUAAACGUUUCCCCUAAAGAGAAUGUCACAUCAAAAUCAACCCUGCAGUGUUUUUUGUUUGUUUGUAUUGCCUUUUUAGGGUCUGUUACCUCCAUAUUACCAGAUUUCCCAACUCUCUCUGUGUGGCCAGUGUUCCUCUGUACCAACUUCUUGGCAAUAAACAAGGACAAAGUGCAUUUUUAAUGCACGCUUCUUGAAAAUCCGACCGAAUUUAAAACAGAAGUGGUCAUUCUUGCACACUUUGUAUUUGGUUUUAUACAUAUUUUUUAUUUUACAUACUUUAAAGUUGAAAAGCAAUUCCCAGUAUUUCAUAGUGGCUUUUCUUCUGGCUGAGUCAUAAAAUGUUCAAAACACAGCGACAUGAGAUUUUAAAAGGAAAAAAAAAAGUAGCGUCAGCUAAAACUUUUAUUUUGAAAAUAAUUAAAAAGAAAAAUAUUUCUUUACAUCCUAAAGUAGCCAGUAAUCCUCCAUUUGCCAACUUUUCUAUUACUUGUGUGCAAGGAAUUUGUACAUAUUGUAUGUCAUGGUCCAGGAAGUGUGUAAGAAUGAGGGCAAAACCAUAUCUAGUUAGAGGGAUUUCAUUUUGCAUCUGUACAGUAGUGAAGACUUAUUGAUGGAAAUGUGCUUCCUACACCAUGAAACCUGGAAACAUUGUAAAUAAAGCUUGUAUAAAACAAAAA